Bipolaris maydis ATCC 48331 is the source of this 1615-nucleotide messenger RNA. Its product is annotated as glycosyltransferase. Gene Ontology annotation, molecular function: glycosyltransferase activity. NCBI's taxonomy places the organism in Eukaryota, Fungi, Ascomycota, Dothideomycetes, Pleosporales, Pleosporaceae. The record is from RefSeq and is a predicted model, not a curated record. Gene Ontology annotation, cellular component: cytoplasm.
GUCGGCAAUUACCAAAUCGGGUUUCAACACCGCCAAUUAUCAAUUUCCUUUGCAGACGCAAUCCCGUGGCCAUGUUGAUGGUACCUAGCUCGCAGGAGGAUUCCGACCAUCAUUUGCUUUUGAUCAGACGUCAGAGAGCGCCUGUGAAGUACCAAUUUGUCCCUUUACCAUGAGGCGGCGGCACAAUAUUGCUUUGGCUACAAUUGCAUUCCUCGGUACAAUCUUGCUGGUUGCACAGCACCGCAGUGAAUACCGGCAUGGGCAUGUUACCCAUGCAUCGUAUGAUACCAAAGAGAGUAAUACCGGGAUCGAAGUACUACCAUCUGAUCUAAAGCCUUCUUCACAUUCUCAUGACGCAUCUGGGUCAGGAACGGACCCCAAGGAGCACGUGACCCUACAUGACGACGGUUCACCGGCUCAAGGAGUCUCGGAAGGCGAUAGUUCGACGACACCUCCUUUGCUGGAAAACCCGUCUCCAGAUGGACAAGCCGUCCUGGAACCCGAGUAUGCUUUCCAGAAAGACCUCGAUCUACUCCUUCCGAUCCCAGCCCUACAGCGCUUCAGCACUCACAAACCUCACAACUAUGUCCCCGGAGGCACAGAAAACUACGCCUAUGCGACUUUCCUAGCAACCCGCAACGCCUCGCUCAAAGACCCCUACUUCCUCGCCAUCCACUCCCUCAUCUACCGCCUCCUCUGGUCCCCCAAAUCCCGCACCCAAAAACACCCCUUCAUCGUCUUCGUCGCCGACUUCGUCACUCCAGAACAACGCGCGCUCCUCUCGGGCGCCGGCGCCCUAGUCCGUGAACUCGCGCCCCUCCCCUGGUCCCCCAACGUCACCGGCGUACAAUCGCGCUGGAAAGACCUCUUCGCCAAACUACACAUGUGGCGAGAAACAGAAUUCAGCCGCAUCUUCUUCCUCGACGCCGACGCCUUUCCCCUCAGCCCCCUCGACGAAAUCUUCACUCUCGUCCCCAAACCAAGCACCUGUAUACCCGAGAAACUGCACCUAGACGACUUCCUCGCCGACGGCCCCGUCUGCGAAGACUACAUGUUCGCCGGCAUCCCCCAGGACCCAUUCAACACCGACCACCCCAAUAUCAACGUCGGAGCUAUGCUCUUCACCCCUUCCCUCCGCAUGCACCAGCGCUUGCUGCAAAACUACGUCAAGACCGACAAGUACGAUUGCAACAUGGCCGAACAGGCGUUUCUGAACUGGCAGUUUGGCCCUGCUUCGGCGUUUCCCGCCACGACGCUCGAGAGGAGUUGGGGUGGGUUUUUUCCAAACGAGGAGGACAAGGGCAAGUUGAAGGUGGUGCAUGAGAAGAUUUGGGUUUUGGAGGGCGGGUGGAUGAAGGACGAGUGGGUGCAGGGGUGGAGGGAUAUGAUUGCGUUUUAUGAGGCGGACGAAUUUGUGCGGGCCAGGGAGGGGGACGGGAAAGUUUGAGGAGGUAGGAUUGACAAAUAUGGCUGUUUGAUUGCUUUUUUUUGUGUGUGUAAUGUACUUUGGAAUGCGUAAAAGGGAAAGAUGAUAGGUAAUGAUGCUAUGCCAGUGCAAUGAAGCUGACUUCCCUGAUCAUCUUGGCAUCUGUGAAUCUACUAUCCCCACCAUGUU